Carlito syrichta (Philippine tarsier) is the source of this 753-nucleotide messenger RNA. RefSeq names its product regulatory-associated protein of mTOR-like. Gene Ontology annotation, cellular component: cytoplasm; TORC1 complex. The record is from RefSeq and is a predicted model, not a curated record. The transcript is spliced from 7 exons. Gene Ontology annotation, biological process: positive regulation of cell growth; cellular response to amino acid stimulus; regulation of autophagy. The coding region runs from base 1 to 753 and encodes 250 amino acids. Gene Ontology annotation, molecular function: protein-macromolecule adaptor activity. NCBI's taxonomy places the organism in Eukaryota, Metazoa, Chordata, Mammalia, Primates, Tarsiidae.
AUGGCACAGAACCCCAAGAAUGUAGUUAAUUUCACACCUUCCGAUGAGGGCCAUGACCUCCUGUUGCUGACCUUUAAAGCAAUGAAGACGGUCAGUGUUGCCUUAGUUUUGUGCCUGAAUGUUGGUGUGGACCCUCCUGAUGUGGUGAAGACCACGCCCUGUGCACGUCUAGAGUGCUGGAUCGAUCCUCUGUCGAUGGGUCCUCAGAAAGCUCUGGAAACCAUCGGUGCAAAUUUACAGAAGCAGUACGAGAACUGGCAACCAAGGGCCCGGUACAAGCAGAGCCUCGACCCGACCGUGGAUGAAGUCAAGAAGCUUUGCACAUCUCUGCGCCGCAAUGCCAAGGAGGAGCGGGUCCUCUUCCACUACAAUGGCCACGGGGUGCCCAGGCCCACCGUGAACGGGGAGGUCUGGGUCUUCAACAAGAACUACACACAGUACAUCCCUCUGUCUAUAUACGACCUGCAGACAUGGAUGGGCAGCCCAUCGAUCUUCGUCUAUGACUGCUCCAACGCCGGCCUGAUCGUCAAGUCAUUCAAGCAGUUUGCUUUACAGCGAGAGCAGGAGCUGGAGGUAGCUGCAAUUAACCCAAACCACCCCCUUGCCCAGAUGCCUUUGCCUCCAUCAAUGAAAAACUGCAUCCAGCUGGCAGCCUGUGAGGCCAACGAGCUCCUGCCCAUGAUCCCUGACCUCCCAGCUGACCUGUUCACGUCCUGCCUCACCACCCCCAUCAAGAUUGCCCUGCGCUGGUGA